AUGUAUCCAGUCUACGCAAACUCACCUUGCAUAAAUUCCUACAAAGUCUUCUGUCCAUCGACGCAACGAAUAGGAAAUGGAUAUACCCCUCGUUUUGUCCGACGAAGCUCUUCCCGUCUACAAGAAAUCUUGAAAUUGAAAUAUACAGUCUUUGAAAAACCAGAGUAUCCAUUCGACUCGAAGUUCGAAGCUUGUAUGACUUUUUUACACUAA
Molecule: messenger RNA, 213 nt
Organism: Morchella sextelata
Lineage: Eukaryota; Fungi; Ascomycota; Pezizomycetes; Pezizales; Morchellaceae
Exons: 4
Coding region: 1-213 (70 amino acids)
Source: RefSeq, a predicted model, not a curated record